CCGGAAGGACAGAGGCUGACAGAAGGACGGAUCCGUGCCGUGCAGGGACUGUGCUGGGCUAGCUCAGGAAAGAUGCUGACCAAUAUCUCUAACGUGUUGAAGGCUUGCGCUCAGAGGAAUGGAGCUGCGGCGGUGGUGUCAGCACGCACAUAUGCCGACUUCACAACCCAGGCGACCUUCGAAAUAAAGAAAUGUGACGUCUUCAAGCUGGAUGAGGGCCCAGCCACUCAGGUGGUCAUGACUCGUGAUGAGGGUCUGCAGUACUACCGCACCAUGCAGACCAUGAGGCGUAUGGAGCUGAAGGCAGAUCAGCUGUAUAAGCAGAAGAUCAUCAGAGGGUUCUGCCACUUGUAUGACGGCCAGGAAGCUUGUGCUGUUGGUAUUGAAGCAGCAAUUAAUCUCUCCGACCACCUGAUUACUGCAUACCGAGCCCACGGCUACACUUACACCAGAGGAGGAACUGUGAAGGAAAUCAUGGCUGAGCUUACUGGCAGAAGAGGAGGCAUUGCAAAGGGCAAAGGAGGCUCUAUGCACAUGUACUGUAAACAUUUCUAUGGAGGAAACGGAAUCGUCGGAGCGCAGGUUCCCCUGGGCGCAGGCGUGGCACUGGCCUGCAAGUAUCAGGGCAACAAUGAGCUGUGCGUCUGUCUCUAUGGUGAUGGUGCUGCCAACCAGGGUCAGAUUUUUGAAACCUAUAAUAUGGCCGCUCUUUGGAAGUUGCCCGUCAUCUUCAUCUGUGAGAACAACAGGUACGGCAUGGGAACAUCUGUGGAGCGAGCUGCAGCCAGCACAGACUACUUCAAGAGAGGAGAAUUCAUUCCUGGUCUCAGGGUGGAUGGAAUGGAUAUUCUGUGUGUUCGGGAAGCAAGCAAGUUUGCGGCUGAUCACUGCAGAUCUGGGAAGGGUCCCAUUCUCAUGGAGCUGCAGACAUACCGCUAUCACGGACACAGCAUGAGCGAUCCUGGCGUCAGCUACCGCACACGUGAGGAGAUCCAGGAGGUCCGCAGCAAGAGUGACCCCAUCUCCCUGCUGAAGGACCGCAUGCUCAGCAACAACAUGGCCAGCGUGGAGGAGCUCAAGGAAAUUGAUGUUGAGGUGAGGAAGGAAAUCGAAGAUGCUGCUCAGUAUGCCACCACAGAUCCUGAACCCCCGCUGGAAGAACUGUGCAACCACAUCUUUCACAACAACCCACCGCUGGAGGUGCGCGGCACGAACCCGUGGUCCAAGCUGAAGUCUGUUAGCUGAAGUUUUUUUCAUCCCUUCGUUUAAUCACCUCAUCCACCCUAUACUAUAUUAAACCCUCUUUUCUCUCAAAUAUGCGCACACAUCAUGCAAUGUACCAUAAACCAGUGCCUCAGACUCAGAGCGUCAUGCAUCAACAAGUAACUUACUUCCAGUGCUAUAAACCACAGGGGCCAUAUUCACAAAGAGUUGAACUGUCAGACAUUGACCAAAACCUAAAACCUACUGCCGUUAAGAUCUGUCAGUUUGAAAAGCAGUCUUGAAACUCUGCAGUGUUACAGUGUUAAUUAUCACAGUAGAACACACAGCCUUACAUUGAGCGACAUCUAAAAAUAAAAACAGCAGUCAGUUGGAUAAGUAUCAAAUGUUUUGGUGUUCAUAUCAACUGCAGGUGCAUUUCUUUGUCACUGUGUUGCCACAGUCACAUGAAAUUGUGUCCCACAUUUAUUUAGAUUUUUUUGAAAGAGCCAAUCAUCCUCAUUUUGGACCUUUCACAAUCUGUUUAGUGAUUAAAAUCACCAUUCCUGGUAGAUUAUUUAAAAGUGUUCACAAGUUUCAAAUGUUUUCCUGUGAAGCGCAACAAAUUCCUUAAGCUAUUGGAUUUAAAGUAAACUAAUAUUAAGCGCUUUGCAUUUUUAACAUUGGUUUGGGUUUUUUUUGUUUGUUUUUGUAAAUUUGGCCUCGUUUGAACGCACGCUGUUGCUUGUUUGAUGUUAUUCUCUGGUCAUUUUUGAGGUGCAAUGCAAAAAAAUAACACAAAAAAUGUCAUCUGUCACUGUUCAUCUCAAAAACGAACUAUCUGACCUGUAAAAAUGGCUUUGUACUCUUUAUACAGAAGUGUACAUGAUAAAUAAUUCAACUUAAUCAGUUCUUGUCUUUUUUUUUUUUAAUCUAACCCCUUGUUACUAGUCCGCCAUAUGAAGCAGCAGGGUAAAAACUGUUAGUAUCAAAUGUUUCUCUGAAUAUACUGUAUGUAACAGAGAGCAAAGAAUACCAAGGGAGAGGUUUGAAAUGUUUUAAAAAUCUACCUUGCCAAACCAAACAUGUGCCUGGAAGAUCUGGUGUUGUUUGGAAGUUGAAUGUGUCGUCUUAUGUUUGUGUCACACUCCAACCUGAGCGUGUUUACAUUCAUGUGGUUGCUUUGCAGAUAGUUAGUUCCCUUGUUUUUGUUCAAAGAACAGCUCUUUUACAAUCAUUUGGAGACUUAGCUCUUAUUAAAUUGUUGAUAUUCAAGGUUAUUUAUUAUCCUAGAGAUUCGCAAUCAAAAUUCCCACAAGCUGAACAGUUGCCUGCAACAACAGUGAAUGUAAACAUACCAACUCUUAGUCAUUGAAGUGCUCUCAUUCACGAAGCUUCACUACACGUUUUAAUUUUCCAAAUCUGAGAGCGAUGUUGGGUCGAGUGUUAUUGGUUGAGGCAGCAGUGCAUCAGUAGCUUUAUGUGCCACUUGUAUGUUUCACUAAGAAGGUUAAUUGGAAUAGUUCAACACAUCAUCAGUGGCACAUUUAAAGCUCGUGUGUAGAGGACAUUUUGAAUUUCAGUCUGCUCUUUACAGUAUUGUGGAGGAAGAAAUAUCUGCAAGUGACACCUCAGGUAGCAACAUGCAAUGCUAGCACUGUUGGUUUUGUACCGAUGCUUGCAACUCUGUAAAGGGGUACCGGGGGAUGUCUGGCCUUUUCUCUGUAAUGUGUGAUGAAUUUAGUCAAAUGACGGGCUAAAAUUUAAAAUGUCAGUACAUGUAUAUAUGUACAGCUGAGAAUGCCUGCAAUGUAAGUGUUUGUGGUCGUAAACUGUUACAUGUAGGGUGGCGGAUGAUGCGAGGAAACGCUCCAUGGAAACAUUGGUUUUAUGUGUGAGCCACUGUAAUAAAAAAGGACUGUAAGGUA
This is a messenger RNA of Stegastes partitus (bicolor damselfish), 3128 nucleotides long. RefSeq names its product pyruvate dehydrogenase E1 subunit alpha 1a (gene pdha1a). Gene Ontology annotation, biological process: pyruvate decarboxylation to acetyl-CoA. Lineage: Eukaryota; Metazoa; Chordata; Actinopteri; Pomacentridae. Gene Ontology annotation, molecular function: pyruvate dehydrogenase (acetyl-transferring) activity. The coding region runs from base 73 to 1245 and encodes 390 amino acids. The record is from RefSeq and is a predicted model, not a curated record. Gene Ontology annotation, cellular component: intracellular membrane-bounded organelle. The transcript has 11 exons.